GCAGGAGCCUCAGGAUGAGCUCUCAGUUCCGUCGCGUGCUGUAUGGCGCUCGGCUCUUCUCAGCGCUUCGGUAUGGCGGCCGCGGGUGCCGAGGUGACCCGACUGCUAGUGCUCUUGCUGAUGGCAGCCGCGGCUCCUAGCAGAGCCCGAGGCAGCGGCUGCCGGGUCGGGUCCUCCGCGCGCGGGACUGGGGCUGAUGGCCGUGAAGCGGAGGCCUGUGGCACUGUGGCAUUGCUGCUGGAGCACUCAUUUGAGAUUGGUGAUGGAGCCAACUUCCAGAAGCGCGGCUCACUGCUCUGGAACCAGCAAGAUGGCACCUUGUCGGCGACACAGCGACAGCUCAGUGAGGAGGAGCGGGCCCGACUCCGGGAUGUGGCUGCCGUCAAUGGCCUCUACAGGGUCCGGGUCCCAAGGCGGCCUGGGACACUUGAUGGUUCAGAAGCUGGCGGCCAUGUGUCUUCAUUUGUCCCUGCGUGCUCCCUGGUGGAGUCGCACCUCUCGGACCAGCUGACCUUGCAUGUGGAUGUGGCCGGCAACGUGGUGGGCCUGUCAGUGGUGGUGCACCCCGGGGGCUGCCGCGGCUCUGAGGUGGAAGAUGAGGACCUGGAGCUGUUCAAUACAUCAGUUCAGCUGCGGCCUCCCAGCACUGCUCCAGGCCCCGAGACUGCGGCCUUCAUUGAGCGCCUGGAGAUGGAGCAGGCCCAGAAGGCCAAGAACCCUCAGGAACAGAAGUCUUUCUUUGCCAAAUACUGGAUGUACAUCAUUCCAGUCGUGCUUUUCCUCAUGAUGUCGGGAGCGCCGGACGCCGGGGGCCAGGGCGGCGGUGGGGGCGGGGGCAACAGCCGGUGAGCAGCUGUGCCACCCAGAGCCUCCCAGAGCCUCUUGCCGUUGGCCAGCCCAAGAAGGAGUCCUGUCCCUCGUCUCCCCAUUGCAUGACUAUGGGAGGCGGUCCCUUCCCAUGAGCCGUCUGGCCUUCCUGUGAGUCAGUCCCUCGUUCUGUCCCUGAGCCACUCUGUUGCUGUUGACUGAGAGCUUGGGUGUGCUUCCCUGUAGCCAGCUCAGGGCUUCCCUGGGCACUACAGCUGUGUCCCACCAUGUGGCACUGUAUCCCUCUGUCUGUUAAACACCCAGCAACCACCCCUGCCCCACCCCACCCCACCCCACCCCACCCCACCCCACCCUACACUUUGGGAACUUGCCACGCUCUCUCCAGCCUCCGUGCCUUUGCCCUGCAGGCCCCAUGCACCCCUCGCUGUCAGCCUUAGGCUCUUUGCCCAGGAUCUGUGGAGAGGCCUCUGCUGGUAGUGGCUCGGUGGCCUCCAGCCCACUCUCCAUGUGGCCUGCUGUCUUCUUUGCCCCCUCUCUGGUGCCCAGAACACCAUGGUGACUUCCACCACUAUCCUUUCUGUGUCUGGCUGUCCCAGCCUGGGUCGGUCACCAGCAGAGGGUUGUGGAUCUCCACGUUAGUCUGUCUUCUGUGAGUGCACACUAGUGACUUGUGUGCAGGUUCUGAGAGCCGGCUUUGCGCUCGCUGCUCGACAGCGGCUGGCAUGGCUGUGCUCUUGCACAUGCGUGGCCAUGGGCACGGGGAUUGCUGUGGGGCCUCAGCCGUGUUGCGUGGCUGUUGAUUAAACUGUCCCCUAAACAGCCA
Messenger RNA from Apodemus sylvaticus (European woodmouse), 1651 nucleotides. RefSeq names its product ER membrane protein complex subunit 10 (gene Emc10). The record is from RefSeq and is a predicted model, not a curated record. Gene Ontology annotation, cellular component: EMC complex. Bases 43 to 849 code for a protein of 268 amino acids. The transcript is spliced from 7 exons. NCBI's taxonomy places the organism in Eukaryota, Metazoa, Chordata, Mammalia, Rodentia, Muridae.